Molecule: messenger RNA, 1347 nt
Organism: Trichobilharzia szidati
Lineage: Eukaryota; Metazoa; Platyhelminthes; Trematoda; Strigeidida; Schistosomatidae
Source: the annotation of a GenBank genome assembly
AUGGCGGUGUUGAUGGAAACUUCGUUAGGGCAGAUUGUAUUUGAUUUGUACUGUGAAGAAAAGCCAAGGACGUGCAUGAACUUUAUAAAACUCUGUAAAAUGAAACACUUCAACUUCUGCCUUUUUCACUGUGUACAGAAAAAUUUAGUGGCUCAAUCUGGUGAUCCUAGUGGCACAGGCCGGGGUGGUUGGUCGUUUUUCAGAUACUUAUACGGUGAACAGGCUAAAUUUUUUGAUGCUGAAAAGAAACCAAAGAUAUCACACUCAAGAAAAGGGCUGAUAUCAAUGGUUGACAACGGUGCGGGACAACAUGGCUCUCAAUUUUUCAUAACACUGUCAGAUGACCUCAACUAUUUAGAUGAUAAGCACACAGUUUUUGGUUAUGUUGCUGAAGGCAUGGAUUUCGUCCACAAGAUCAAUGAAGUAUACUGUGAUAAAGAUGGACGGCCGUUCCGAAAUAUCAGAAUACACCACACGUUUGUUCUGGAUGAUCCAUUUGUUGAUAUCAAAAGAAUAAACUAUCCUGACUCACCAGCAUCAAUGAAUAUAUCAGCGCUUGAUACUCGAUUGGAAGAGGAUGAAGAGUUGGAUGAUACAGAAGGACUUUCACCUACACGGUUGGAAGAACUCAAAGCAGAAGAAGAAAUCAAAACGCAUACUCAGCUUCUUACAUUGAUAGGGGACUUGCCAAAUGCAGACGUGAAGCCACCAAACAAUGUAUUAUUUGUAUGCAAACUUAAUCCUGUGACUACGAGUGAGGACUUGGAAAUCAUUUUCAGUAGAUUUGGUGAGAUUAAGUCAUGUGAAGUGAUCAGGGAUAAACGCACUAAUGCUUCUCUUCAAUACGCCUUUAUUGAAUUUGAAAAAGAAACUGACUGUGAAGAUGCAUAUUUCAAAAUGGACAAAGUUGUUAUUGAUGACAGGCGUAUCCAUGUGGAUUUCAGUCAGUCGGUCGCUCGAGAAUGGCAGUUAUAUAGAAAGAACACAUUUGUACCCGGUCAACACAAAAUUGUUCCAAAGCAUAGGGAAUCAAGAGAUGCAAAGCAUCAUCAUCCACCUAGGUCAUCUGAGGGACAUACUGACAAAAGAAAACAUAUCCUUCAGAAUUCUUCUCACAGUCAUGAACACAAGAAGAAAAGAAACAGUCCAAUAAGACGUUAUUCCCCUCCAUUGCUAGGAGAAGGUUAUGAUUUAGUGAUCUCAGAAGAGUCCGAUUCGUCAUCCUCAAGUUGUUCUCAGCAUAAAUCCAAGAAAUCACCCCAUAAAUCACAUAAGUCAUCUAAAAAGCAUCACAGAAAACAUAAAGAAAGGAAAAGCAAACACAAAAAGCAUCAUUCACCAUAUUGA